CGAAAGAUCAAUCUCCACGACUGAUCUAAUUCUGUAGAACACUUGUCGCAUUGUCUUAAUAUCACCAAAAUGGCAAUCACUGAUAAAAUCCACCCGAUUUACAGCCUCUGGUUCCUCUGGGUCGACCCCAUCCUGACUCUCGUCGGGAUGUAUGUCAACUUUGUCGACCACGAUCUCGCUAUGCAGGCCUUCUUCAUAAAUUACCCACCAACAGACCACUUCCGCUGUUUCAUCUACCAGAUCGGCGGCAUGGGCACGUCAUACCUAAUCAUCCUCGUCGUACUACUACGCUACACGCACGACAUCAACAUCUGGAAGAUAGUGCAGCUAGCUAUCUUACCAGCUGACUUCACCAUGCUCACGGCUAUAUACAUCGGCAUGCGCAUCUCGGGUAAUUUAGCGCUUGCGGAUUGGCGCUCGGAAGAUUGGUUUAGUAUUGUUGUUACGGGUAUCUGCACUGUUCUCAGAAUCGCGUUUGUUCUGGGCGUUGGGGUCAGGGAUACGAGGGGGAGAGCCAAGAGGGCUUAGUUCAGCCAAGAAGGCACAGCCGGUAGGGCUGAGGAGAUGAGAUUUUGGUGGCGGACGGGAUGAGAUGGCUAAAUUCGUUUCGUGGGUUGGGUUAGCAAGCUCAAACUUGAGGCUCUGCUUGCGCCGCAAACUCACGAUGACCUCAAGACGCCAGUCCCUGGAUCGGAAGAGUUUUCCAGUGUCGUAUCGUAAUGUACAGAACCCCACUAUUGACUGAAUUUUCUCUCUGCUACUGUCUCAUUCUUCCGCCGUGGAAAAAUGGAAUCAAUGCUGUUUUCUGGUUUGAUUACAAGUGGAGACUCGUUAAUUCCUAAAGCGGUAUAAAUCCCAACUCUUCGAUGCCCAAGCAGGAAUUUCACGCGGAUCCGCAGAGUUCAUGACUCGAUUUCUCUCCUGGCAAUCGAGUGCAAAUGUGAUCACCACUUUGAGUUCUCUUAAACGUCUGCCUGAUAAUCCCUGCCAUUGCAAAAAUUGGGGUUUUGUUCUGUGGAGGAAUUCGGCCCUUUACCCAGAAUCGCGGGGGUCAUAGCGCCCCCGUGAUAUCCUCGUUCUACCCAAAUCGCGUUGUCUACC
Fusarium odoratissimum NRRL 54006 is the source of this 1101-nucleotide messenger RNA. RefSeq lists its product as uncharacterized. The record is from RefSeq and is a predicted model, not a curated record. The coding region runs from base 70 to 528 and encodes 152 amino acids. NCBI's taxonomy places the organism in Eukaryota, Fungi, Ascomycota, Sordariomycetes, Hypocreales, Nectriaceae. The transcript has a single exon.